AGGCAGCUCUUUCAGAGCCAACCGGAGCCGGACAUGUUUGGCAACGAUGAGAAUCCAUCCAAAAGCUCGUCAGAGGGACAGAAAUGGACGAACAAGAACUGGUUGAAGUCGCGCUUCCAUUUCAACUUUGCGGAGUACCACUCAGGGCCUUCCCAGUUUGGUGUGCUGCGUGUCAUGAACGAUGACCUGGUACAGCCGCGGCGGGGCUUUGGAAUGCAUCCCCACCGGGACAUGGAGAUUCUGACCUUCAUCAUCAACGGCCGCUUGACACACAAGGACUCGAUCGACACAGAGGAGACCUUGGGGCGCGGUGGUGUGCAGUUCAUGACGGCUGGGCGUGGCAUCCGACAUUCAGAGCACAAUUUGCAUGAUGAGCCACUUCGCUUCAUCCAAUGCUGGGUGGUACCGCGGAGGCGUGGCUUUGAGCCAGCCUAUGGUUCCUACACCUGCACUGAUGCUGAGCGACAGAAUCGCUGGGCUUUGGUCGCUGCGGAUUUUGAGCAUCGGUCUGUGAAAGCUCCAGUGCAGAUCCAGCAAGAUUGCAACAUCUACGUGUCAGAGCUCCAGGCUGGUCGAACUCCUGAAGCAAUGAGGAUUGAUCAGCAACGCCAAGGAUAUCUCUUGUGUGUGGAGGGCAGCGUCCAGCUGGUGGAUUCCGCUGGUAAGGUGCGUCAGAUGCAUCAGCACGAUGCGGCAGAGCUGAAGGGCUCAGUGGAGUUGACACCGACAGCUGGAGUCUCUUUGCCCAAGCUGCACGUCGUGCUGCGCUUGCAAAUGGAGCAUUCCUCCUCCUUUUUGAGAUGGCGAAGAGCCAUCACAGCCGAAGCGAUGUCUGAGAACUUGCAUCAUCGGUGCAUUUUUGGAGAUCUAAGGGUGAGCCUUGUUGAUCCUUGUUAUAUAAAUAUCUUUGUUCCACCUGAACAAAAAUAAAAACAUGUGAUUUAGAGUCUGAAAAGAAGUGAUGUCAGGAGUUGGCUCGGAGACGGCUCCAACCUCGAGCAGUUUUUUUGCUUUGGCAGGACUCGGAUCGCUGUCGAUCAUGGACGCCUUCAGGGACUCCUGGAAAUAUGAUGGAGCUCCGAAGGCUCUUGAAAGGGAUAUCGAUGAUCAGGUAUGAUCAGAUCAAGUGCCACAUGCGGUGGA
Molecule: messenger RNA, 1143 nt
Organism: Durusdinium trenchii
Lineage: Eukaryota; Dinophyceae; Suessiales; Symbiodiniaceae
Source: the annotation of a GenBank genome assembly